Messenger RNA from Loxodonta africana (African savanna elephant), 4688 nucleotides. It is a transcript of the gene TYW3, whose product is annotated as tRNA-yW synthesizing protein 3 homolog. The record is from RefSeq and is a predicted model, not a curated record. Lineage: Eukaryota; Metazoa; Chordata; Mammalia; Proboscidea; Elephantidae. Bases 191 to 967 code for a protein of 258 amino acids. The transcript is spliced from 6 exons.
GUAAGAAAGUGCGAGCCCAACUGGAGACUACGUUCGCAAGCUCCGCCCACCGGCCCGCCUCUCCCCACCCCUGGAAAACGACGGCGGGGAAGUUUGGACCUUCCAGGCACCGCUCGCUUCAAUAUGGCGGCCCCCAAGGAGGAGAGAGACUAACGUGAGAAUGGAGCGUUCAGACUAAAUCCCUAACCUCAUGGAUCGCAAUGCAGAGUUCAGGAGGUCGAAGGCGCAGUUUCUGGGCAAAGCGGACCUCAGCCGGAAGGGCAGUGUGGAUGAGGACGUGGUAGAUAUUGUGCAGCUGCUGAACACGCGAGAUCAGUUUUUCACCACCAGCUCCUGCUCUGGCCGCAUCCUCCUCCUAGACGGGGGUGUAAAUGGUUUUGAAGUUCAGAAACAAAACUGUUGCUGGCUACUGGUUACACACAAACCUUGUAUAAAAGAUGAUGUGAUCGCAGCCCUGAAGAAAGCAAAUGGUGAUGCCAUUUUGAAAUUUGAACCAUUUGUUCUUCAUGUGCAGUGUCGACAAUUGAAGGAUGCACAGCUUCUGCAUUCAGCAGCAGUAGAUUCUGGUUUCAGGAACUCUGGCAUAACAGUGGGAAAGAAAGGAAAGACUAUGAUGGCUGUGCGGAGUACACAUAGCUUAGAAGUUCCGUUAAGCCACAAGGGAAAACUGAUGGUGACAGAGGAAUAUAUCGACUUCCUCUUAAAUAUAGCAAAUCAAAAAAUGGAGGAAAACAAGAAGAGAAUUGAAAGGUUUUACAACUGCCUACAACAUGCUUUGGAAAGAGAAACUGUUACUCACUCACAUCCCAAGAUCAAAGAGAAAAAUAAUUCAUCAUAUACUCGUAAGAAAAAAGGAAACCCAGAGAAAGCAUGUGGCAAAUGUAUGACUGAAGAAAACAAUGAAGAGCCUGAACAUGAUGAUGAUGAUCCAGGAAUCAGUAUUAAUAUCUUCCCUGAAGAAUACUGAGAUUUGCUUCUGAAGCAUCUUGCUGGAAAAAUGUUUCUAAUAGAUAUUAUAAAGCUGCUCUUUAUAAGAGUAUUGUAGUUUACUGAGUUUAACAGCCAUUCAUUGGAAUCCCUGGAUGGUGCAAACACUUAAGCCCUUGACUACUAGCCAAAAGGUUGGCGGUUCCAACCCACCCAGAGGCACCUUGGAAGACAGGCCUGGUGAUCUGCUGCUGAAGGGUCACAGCGUUGAAAACCCUGUGAAGUACAGUUCUGUUCUGCACACAUGAGGUCACCAUAAGUCGGAAUCAACUCAAAGACAACUAACAACACAUCAGCCAUUCAUAAAGGCAAGCUUUGAUUUCUGUAUAUGUGUAGAGAAAUCAUCUUUUAAAAGUUGUUAGGUGCGUCAAGUUGGUUCCAACUCAUAUUAACCCUAUGUACAACAGAACAAAACAGUGCCCAGUCCAGCACCAUCCUCACAAUCGAUGCUAUGUUUGAGCCCAUUGUUGCAGCCAGUGUCACUCCAUCUCUUCCAGGGUCUUCCUCUUUUUUUGCUGACCCUCUACCAAGCGUGGUAUUCUUCUCCAGGAACUAGUCCCUCCCGAUAACAUGCCCAAAGUACAUGAGACAAAGUCUUGCCAUCCUCGCUUACUUCUUCCAAGACAGAUUUGUUCAUUCUUCUGGCAGUUCAUGGUAUAUUCAAUAUUCUUUGCCAGUACCUGUAAUUCAAAGGCAUCAGUUCUUUCUCAUCUUCCUUAUUCGUUGUCCAGCUUUCGCAUGCAUAUGAGGCAAGUGAAAACACCAUGGUUUGAGUCAGCCAUACCUUAGUCCUUGAAGUGACAUCUUUGCUUUUUUAACACUUUAAAGAGGCCUUUUGCAGUAGAUUUGCCGAACACAAUACAUUAUUUGAUUUCUUGACUGCUGGUUCCUUGGGCAUUGAUGGUGAAUCCAGGUAAAAUGAAGUCCUUGACAACUUCAGUCUUUUCUCCGUUUAUCAUGAUGCUGCUUAUUGGUCAGUUGUGAGGAUUUUUGUUUUCUUUACACUGAGGUGUAAUCCAUACUGAAGACUGUGGUCUUUGAUCUUUAUCAGUGAUUGCUUCAAGUCCUCUUCACUUUCAGCAAGCAAGGUUGUAUCAUCUGCAUAAUGCAGGUUGUUAAUGAGUCUUCCUCCAAUCCUGAUGUCGCAUUCUUCAUAUAGUCUAGCUUCUCAGAUUAUUUGUUCAGCAUACAGAUUGAAUAAAUAUGGUGAAAGGAUACUACCCUGAUGCUCAUCUUAAGCCACACACCUGAUUUUAAACCUCUUUUAAACAUUAAAGUUUUUAAAAAUAGCUCUAUAUAAUGUUUGCUUUUUGUAAUACCUUUUUUAGUCACAUAGAGAUUCAUUGCAAAAAUAAAAUUAUGAUUUUUUAAUGCCUUUCUCUUUUUUUAAGUAAAUUUCUAUUUCUGCCAAAUAGUAGAACUAUGUGUGUAAUAUCCUUUAAAAAGAACCUUAACAGUAAAACUGUCAUAGUAGUAUUUUACUUAUUUUUAACUUUGAAACCUCUAGCCUUUAAAGGAGGGUCAGAGUUUGCUUCUUAUUGCUGUGGAAUCCCAUGCCAAGUUUUUUCCUCCCUUUUGCCCCUAUGGAUCCCUAGGUGGUGCAAAUGGUUUGUGCACGACUGUUAACCUAAAUGUUGUCAGUUAGAACCUACCCAGCAGCACCAUAGAAGAAAGCCCAGGCAAUCUGCUUCUGUAAAGAUUAUAUCCAAGAAAACCCCAUGGAGCAAUUCUAUUCUGUAACACAUGAGACUACCAUGAGUUGGAAUUGACGGCAAUGGGUUUGGUGUUUUUGGUUGAUUUUGUGGACAAAGCAACUGAACCAUUUUUGUCUGGGCUGAAAUACCUCAACCCUUUUCCUGCGUUUCUCUACAAACCAGGGCUUGCAAUUGACACAGUCUGAGUAAAACAGAUGGGCAUAGAUUUUCAUUAAGCCUGGUCAGAAAUGGUAACUAAGACACAGGAAUCUUAAUGGAGAAAAUGUGCUGUGGAAAAUUGCAAGGGAUCAGAAGACAUGGGUUUGAGUUGUAACUGCUGCACAGAAGUUGGAGGUCCUUGAGCAAAUCACUUAAUUUCUAAUUGUUUCCAUUUCCUCAUCUGCAUAAUUAUAAUUCUAGUGCCUGGCCUAAAUAUACCAUAGGAGUGUUGACAGGAUCAAGUUAAAUAAAAUUGUGAAGGCAUUUCUUAAACUAUAUUAUGCAUAUAUGUUACUAUUUAUUUUCCAUUCAUUUUCAUCAUAAAAUGAAAAUACUUCCAUAUUGUAUUUUCAGAAUGUACCCAAUCAUAAACAGUACAUAUUUAAAGGGAGAUUACUAAGUAGGCAUAAAACUAAGAAAAAUGCCAGAACAUCAAAUAUGAAAAAUCAUAUCUGAUAGUAAAUAUUGAGUUCCAAUUUUAUUAUUUCCUAAUUUUUUGAUUUGUCUAAAUUUUAACUUUUAUGUAAAUUACAUAUUUAGAUUUACGUCCCAGAGGCUUGCCUUCUAAUAGAUGUAAUUUUAUACUCUUGUUUUUAAAAUACAUUGACAUCACAGACAUCUGUUUUCUCCUAAAAUCAUCAGAGAUGGUGUGCAAGCAAAGCUAACAUUAUUUAAAAGGGUUUUCUUCACUUCUAUCAUAGCCCUGAACUGCUCUAUUCUUUUGGCCUAUAAAAUAAGAGGCUAAUACUUACAGACCUAAUUUCUUUAGUGUUCCCACAACAUUUAGAAAGCUAAUAGUCCUCCAUUUCAUUGUUUGAAAAGAACCUCCCUUGAGUUCUCAAAGUCCUUGCCAUCCUGUGACUUUUGGCCCAAUUAUCCAGUCUUGCAUCCAUGAGUCUGCCCUUUCGUAAGCUUCUUGAAUUCUGAAUAGUUUCACCAUUUAUGGCAAAUCCUUUUUGGUUCUUUUUCUCUCCAAGCCUUAUCAGUUUUCAGUAUUUACCUUAGAACUUUAAAAAAAAAAAAAUACAGAAACUACCAAGAAUAUCCAGGGAGGACUACUAGGUAUGUGUACAUUUUUAAAGCUUCCAAGUCAUUCUGAUUGUGGUAAUAACCACUGCAGGCAUUCCCAAGUUUCUGUCUUUGGCUGUCGGUAUGGAUUGAAUUGUGUACCCCAAUAAGGUAUGUUGUAGUUCUAACCCCUGGUACCUGUGAAUGUGAACUUGUUUGGAAAUAGAAUCUUUUAAGAUGUUAUCAGUUAACAUGAGGUCAUACUGGCAUAGGGUGGGUCCUAAUCCAAUAUGACUGGUGUCCUUAUAAAAGAGGAGGAGACACACAGGGAAGGUGGUCUUGUGAAGAUGGAGGCAGAGCUAUAAACCAAGGAUUGCCAGGAGCCACUAGAAACUGGGAAAGAAGCGUGAAACAGAUUCUCCCUGAGAGCCCUCAGAAUGAAUCAGCACAGCCAACACUGACUUCAGACUCCUAGCCUCCAGAACUGUGAGAAAAAAAAAAAAAUUUUUUUUCUGUUCUUAGAAACUGUCCAGUUUGUGGUACUUUGUGACAGUAGCCCUAGGAAACUAAUACAGCCCUCAUCUUUCAUUCCUCUCUUCACAAAAGCAACCUCACCCAUUCCAAUACCCUUAAUCUAGAAGACAAUGACUCCCAACUCUCCUGUCCUGACCUGGCUUCCAAGUUCCAGGCACCUGCUGGACCACCCCAUAGGCUGUUGUAUUCUAAGUUUUCUCUCUUGUUAGACCGCUCCUUUCCUGGUCAUUUGACUACAGAGCUUUU